Molecule: messenger RNA, 3260 nt
Organism: Stylophora pistillata
Lineage: Eukaryota; Metazoa; Cnidaria; Anthozoa; Scleractinia; Pocilloporidae
Product: fibroblast growth factor receptor 2
Biological process (GO): positive regulation of kinase activity; cell surface receptor protein tyrosine kinase signaling pathway; multicellular organism development
Cellular component (GO): plasma membrane; signaling receptor complex
Molecular function (GO): ATP binding; transmembrane receptor protein tyrosine kinase activity
Source: RefSeq, a predicted model, not a curated record
UGAAGGACGUGCAGAAACGUCAGAACAAUGCAAUUCUGGAAAAUUACAUUUUAUCAGGUGUUAGCGGUAACUGUAGUGCAAGCGAAAUCUUUGAAUUUGCACCGAAUUCUCAACUGAUUUGGGUUCUUAGGACUCUUAUUUUUUGUUUAUCUAGACAGAGAUCCAAACUUGGCAAUUUUUGUAUUAUAAAUUUCCGCUAAUAUUGACACGUUCUUACGUGACGCGGGGGUAACAGUCGAAUGAAACAAGAUCACCGCACUAUCAUAGACGGGAGACGGCAGAGUUAGCAUAAACCUCAGCCGCUCUCCUUGUUUACAUGUGCCGGAUUCGUCAGAAGACUUCUUUGAGAUCAACGAAAGAAUGUCACAAUAGGGAGAAACUAGAGAGACAAGCCAUUGAAAACUGGAAUGGCUAGGGAAUCUAACGCGCAUCUAGUCUGGCUUUGGAUCACUUUGUUCGUCGGAUGCCAUUUCAAAGCAACCGCACAGCCUGAUCACUCGGGAAUUUGCCACGAACAACACAGGGUGUGCGUCCGGGAUGGUCAGUUCCAAAACUGUACGUUUAGCAGGCUUGUACCAAGCAUAUCAAAAAAGGAGCUACUUAACAUCAGCAUCAGAGUCAAUGGUCUGGCAAAAUUUACAUGCUUACAAACAAACAAUGAAGCAAGUUUAACAACUGUUCCCCACUUCGACUGGAUAAAAUGGACCAACACACCAUCUGCAGAUAACCUUGAUGUUGAUUUUGGAAAUUUCACAAGCAUUAUUUCAAACUCAAAAUACACCAUCACACCUGACACCAAGGAAAACUUACAUGUUUCAUACCUAACCAUUGACAAUGUCACAGAAUUUGAUGUGGGAUUGUAUUCUUGUGUUGUAUGCAACUCCUAUGGAAGAGUUUACCAAAGUGCCUCACUUAGUCUCAACACAACAUUGGACCCAGUUCAUACUUCCACUUCCAGCACACCAAAAACUGUUGAUUCCAGGGCACUUACAACACAGUCUACAAGUCAAAGCAUGGCAUCUCGGCAAAUAAGAGUAAUUGUGGGUUGCAUAGGAGCAUUUAUGGGUGUUAUUCUGUUGGCUAUAGCCGUCUUUUUCUUUAAAUGGAAACAGAAAGAAAAGAAAAAUCAAGGAUUGCCAAUAAUCCUCCAGGAACCUAACUUACCAGAAGAAGGGAUUGAUGGUACACCUCCCUUGUCAGUUAACUUUCAGAAUGGGCACUUAGUAGCAUCCACACAAAGACACUCACUUUUACCCUUGAUACACAAGAGACACAGUAGUUACAGAUCCCAGCUAUCAUCAUCAGCAUCUGGAGGAACUGUGGUAACAUAUGCAGAUGAUUUAUUUGAUUAUCCAUUGGAUGAAAAAUGGGAGGUACCUAGAGAAAUGCUUUUUAUAAAGGAUCUAGCUGGGGAGGGUGCAUUUGGUUAUGUCGCAAAGGCAGAAGCUUUUCAAUUGCCAAAUACUCCUACACCUUGUACUGUUGCUGUAAAGAUGCUGAAAGAAGAUGCCACUGAUGCUGAAUUGUCUGAUCUGAUCUCUGAAAUGCAAACUAUGAAGGAAAUAGGAAGUCAUAAGAACAUAGUGAACUUUCUUGGAGCCUGUACUGUACAAGGUCCCCUAUAUCUCAUUGUUGAGUAUUGCCCACAUGGAAACCUACGUGACUUCCUUCGUGAUAAUCGACCCUCUCUAAUUAAAGUCAACGAGAAGACUGCAGCUCAGUUAACACUUAGGGAUUUGUUAUCGAUUGCAUACCAAAUUGCCAGAGGAAUGAGUUACUUAUCUUCAAAAAAGUGCAUACACAGGGACCUAGCAGCAAGGAAUGUUUUAAUUGCUGAAGACUUUGUAAUUAAAAUAGCAGACUUUGGAUUGUCUAGAAAUCUGGGUAACACAGAUUAUUACAGGAGAACAACUCAUGGACGUCUUCCAGUAAAAUGGCUGGCAUUAGAGGCCCUGUUUGACCAACAGUAUACAGUCAAGACUGAUGUUUGGUCAUUUGGAAUCCUUCUGUGGGAGAUAUUCACCCUUGGUGGUACGCCUUAUCCUGGAAUUCCUGUUGAAAGGUUGUUUACAAUACUUAAAAAUGGAUAUCGCAUGGAAUGUCCAAUUAACUGUCCUGAUAAUAUUUAUAAAAUAAUGGUAAAAUGUUGGAGUGAAAGUGCUAAAAGCCGUCCUGAAUUCUUUGAGCUCACUGAACAGCUUGAUGAACUUCUCUCAUCUGAGUCAUCUCAGGAGUACAUUGAGGUCUUGGCAAAGUCAGUUGAUUGUCUGGCAGAAGUUGACAUGGAAUCUGAUCAAACAGCUGAAGCAAAUAUCAAAUAUGAAAAUCUGACAACUACAGGAGGUCAAGGAAAAGAUAUCCCUAUUUCUGACCCAAAUCUUCACUGACCACUACUCCCCUCCCUGAAAUGAUUACAACCCAGUUAGGAUCUCAUUGGAGAUAAAUAUCUGGCUGCUCUAGAGAAUCCAUAAUGCCUGAUUUAAUGGCACACAUGGAAGCAGAAUUCAUGCCAGUAAACUGCGAUAAAUUAGAAAUAAAUGAGACCUAUCUGUAACCUUUGGCAAGUGAAGAGGGUACAGUCUAACCCAAAACUUUCCCUUAUGAGGGGUACAAAUUCAGUAAAAUUCAAAUGACAGAAAUGUGCAGAACCACAUGGAUUACACUUGGGUGUGAAUAUUUUUCCUAGACAAUCAAGAACACAAGGUGCUUUGUACGAUAAAAUGAUAUAUCUCUUCAGAAAGUAUACAGCAUAAUAAUUACCAUACACAUUCGACAUGUCUCUCAGUAGAACAAAAACUUUUAGUUAGCAUUGUCAAAUGUUGACAAAAUUUCAGUCAAGUGUACAAAUUCUACAGUCAAGUUAGCUUACAUAGUUUUCCCUGUAAAAAUCUUUCUAUAAUUCUCAAGUUUACCUGUUACACAAGAGGUUGACAGAUUUUAAUACAGAUACAGCCUCUUACUAAUCUCAUGCCGGAUAACCCUUAGUAAAGUAAACUAAGUUGAACAAAAUUGAUUGUGAAGUAUACUUUAGUUAGAUACUCUAAAUAGGAUUAAAGAAAGAUAAUGUGAUUGCAAUUAUGUUAUUUAAAGUAUUGGAAGCUAAGACAGAUACUAUUAUUUAUUUAGGGAUUUAAUGUAAGUGUAGAAGACAUCAUCCCUCAUCCAUCCAAUACUUACGUAUAAUUGGUAUAAUUUCAGAGCUGAGCAAAGAGUUUCCAGCAAUCUGAUUGGUCGAGCGGUUCCUAAUAUAAGACGCUAUA